AAGUAUUAAUUGAGAAAUAUAAUGAGGAGAGGAGCACUACAUCAGCAGGCGCAACAGUACUGGUUAGGGUUAUUUCUCAGUUGCCUUAUUCUUCUGCUGAUCUCCAACAACAACAAUAUCCCCUUCGCCUCCUCCGCUCAACCCGCCGUGCUUCUUGAUCCAUCUGACAAACCAUGGAACAUAGCACACGAGGUGCCACAUGGACCAAACAACCCACAACCUCCGCAUGUGGCACCCAAAACCGGGAAAGAAUCAGCGGCAGCAUCUUCGCCACCAAGCCCUUGAAGUGCUUAAAUUAUUAGCUUAAUCUAUAAUAAUUAAUUUUCACUCUCAUUUUAUGAAUCCGGUUAAUUAUGCUCCGGUGAGAAUAAUUAAGUCUCUUAUGACAAAUAAGAAUAAUGUACUCCGUAUUAAUUAAACGCUAUGCUUUAU
This is a messenger RNA of Cuscuta campestris, 432 nucleotides long. Lineage: Eukaryota; Viridiplantae; Streptophyta; Magnoliopsida; Solanales; Convolvulaceae. The record is from the annotation of a GenBank genome assembly.